Molecule: messenger RNA, 768 nt
Organism: Diversispora eburnea
Lineage: Eukaryota; Fungi; Glomeromycota; Glomeromycetes; Diversisporales; Diversisporaceae
Source: the annotation of a GenBank genome assembly
AUGCGUAUACUUAUUACAGGAGCCUCCGGUCUAUUGGGUCGAGCUGUUUACAAAUAUUUUAAUGAUUCGGGUCAUCAAGUACUUGGUUUAGCUAAAAGUCGUUUAAAGAAUGCUGAACGAAGGCCUGAUGUUGCUGAAAAAAAUCGGGAUGCAACUUUAGAGCUUAAUGUGAAUGUUCCAGCUAAUAUCGCUACAUUUUCAAAGACCUAUAAUUUUUUGUUAAUCCAUAUUUCUACAGAUUAUGUCUUUGAUGGAAAAAAUCCACCUUAUAAUGUUGACGAUAAACCAAAUCCUUUAAAUUUUUAUGGAGAGACCAAAUAUCAAAGUGAAAUUGCCGUCCAAAAAGCGAAUUCUCAAGCUAUAAUUUUAAGGGUUCCAAUUUUGUAUGGUGAAGUAGAAUAUCCAGAUGAAUCAGCAGUUAACAUUUUAUUGGAAUCUGUCAAGUUAUCAUUUCAAGAUGUAGCUAAGGUUAUUAAGGAAAUUUCAGAAAAGGUUAUUGAACAAAAAGUUCAGAUUUCUGGAAUAUUACAUUAUAGUGGAAAUGAAAGUUUUACAAAAUAUCAAAUAUGUGAGGUGUUUUCUAAACUUUUAAAUAUUCCAAUUGAUCACCUCAAACCAGUAGAUUCUAUUCCUACAUCUGUAGCAGUAAACCGCCCAUAUGAUUGUCAUUUGUCAACUGAAAAACUUUUAAAUUCAGGAAUUGAUGUUAGUUGCAUUAAAUUCAAUGACUGGUGGAAAAAUUAUCUAGGCUCUAAAUUAUUUAUAUAA